UGCUGCGCGGCGGAGUGUCGUGGACCUCAUGUAGAAAUGACAACAAUGGAAGGGGCCAGCGGGUCGAGUUUUGGAAUAGACACGAUUUUGUCCAGUGCCAGUUUGGGCAGCCCCGGCAUGAUGAAUGGAGAUUUCCGCCCGCUCGGCGAGGCCAGGACUGCGGAUUUUAGGGGUCAGGCCACCCCGUCCCCUUGUUCGGAGAUCGAUACCGUAGGAACGGCGCCUUCUUCUCCCAUCUCGGUCACCUUGGAGCCCCCGGAGCCGCAUCUAGUCGCAGACGGGCCCCAGCACCACCACCACCUCCACCACAGCCAACAGCCGCCGCCGCCGCCAGCCGCGGCCCCGACGCAAAGUUUGCAGCCUUCGCCCCAACAGCAGCCGCCGCCGCAGCAGCAGCAGCCGCCGCCGCCUCCCCAGCAACUCGGCUCGGCCGCCUCGGUCCCCAGGACUUCCACCUCUUCUUUUUUAAUUAAGGACAUCUUGGGCGACAGUAAACCUCUGGCGGCGUGUGCACCCUACAGCACCAGCGUGUCCUCUCCGCAUCAUACCCCGAAGCAGGAGACCAAUGCAGCGCACGAGAGCUUCAGGCCAAAGCUGGAGCAGGAGGACAGCAAAACCAAACUCGACAAGCGGGAAGAGUCCCAGAGUGACAUCAAAUGCCACGGAACAAAGGAGGAAGGAGACCGGGAGAUUACGAGUAGCCGAGAGAGUCCCCCUGUGAGAGCCAAGAAGCCUCGAAAAGCCAGGACGGCUUUCUCUGACCACCAGCUCAAUCAACUGGAACGUAGCUUUGAGCGGCAGAAAUACCUGAGUGUGCAGGACCGCAUGGACCUGGCUGCCGCACUCAACCUCACUGAUACCCAGGUCAAGACCUGGUAUCAGAACCGCAGGACCAAGUGGAAGCGGCAGACCGCGGUGGGCCUGGAGCUGCUGGCCGAAGCGGGAAACUACUCGGCGCUGCAGAGGAUGUUUCCGUCGCCUUAUUUCUACCACCCAAGCCUGCUGGGCAGCAUGGACAGCACCACGGCGGCCGCCGCGGCCGCUGCCAUGUACAGCAGCAUGUACCGGACUCCUCCGGCGCCCCAUCCCCAGCUGCAGCGGCCCCUCGUGCCCCGCGUGCUCAUCCACGGCUUGGGGCCCGGGGGGCAGCCGGCCCUCAAUCCCUUGUCCAACCCUAUUCCGGGCACUCCGCAUCCCCGGUGAAGAGCGAGCAGCGACGCUGCAGGCCUCCUCCGCCCCGACCCGGACAGCUGUCCCUCCUCUUCCCGCACAAGGCCAAGGAGCUUCGCUCGCAGCUGACCCCGAGAGGCUAAGGAGUAAGAGAGGAAGACGCUCAGCAAGGGCAGGGGGGCCCCAAAGACGAGACGGCUCUCUGCUCUCCAUCUCCCCACCCCCGGAGGUGGGGCUGGAAAGCUCCCCCACAGCAGUGUGACUGGCAAAAACGCUGACCCCACACAAAGUGCGACCAGUAAGUGAAAACA
Trichechus manatus latirostris (Florida manatee) is the source of this 1481-nucleotide messenger RNA. It is a transcript of the gene BARHL2, whose product is annotated as BarH like homeobox 2. The transcript has 3 exons. NCBI's taxonomy places the organism in Eukaryota, Metazoa, Chordata, Mammalia, Sirenia, Trichechidae. The record is from RefSeq and is a predicted model, not a curated record. Gene Ontology annotation, cellular component: nucleus. Gene Ontology annotation, molecular function: RNA polymerase II transcription regulatory region sequence-specific DNA binding; DNA-binding transcription factor activity, RNA polymerase II-specific. Gene Ontology annotation, biological process: regulation of transcription by RNA polymerase II. The coding region runs from base 37 to 1203 and encodes 388 amino acids.